GCAGGCGCCGACCUACCUUCCUACCCCCGGCACUCCAACCCGGAACUAUCCUCGGCUACCUCGGGAAGGCUGUGGCGCCUGGCCCUGAGUACAGGCCAGCGGGUUACAGACCCCGGGCAGAGAGACGCACUCGUCUUCAGGGGCCGCAGACCAAGUACAUACUUGGCAGGAGGUUGCACGAUCUGGAAAGUACAGACGCCCUGGCCCCUGCUGGACCAUGGCGCCCCAGCGGAACGUGGUGAAGAUCGCCGUGCAGAUGCGUGACGCCAUCCCGCAGCUCAUCCAGCUGGACCAGGCAAAGCCCCUAGCCUCUGUGCUGAAGGAGGUGUGCGUCGCGUGGAACCUGGUUUACCCUGAGCGCUACGCCCUGCAGUUUGCCGAUGGGCACAGGAGAUAUGUCACUGAGAACAACCGCUCCGAGAUCAAGAAUGGCAGCAUCCUGUGCCUCAGCACUGCCCCAGACCUUGAGGCUGAGGGGCUGUUGAAUAGGCUGCAGACUGGGAAUCAUGAAGGGCACCGGGAAGCCCUGCGACUUCUCGUCCUGCUAGUCUCAGAUAUAACCUUCGCCCAGGAGGUCAUCAGCCGUGAUGGGCUUCAGAGACUAGGCACUAUCAUUGAGGAUGGGGACGACCUAGGAGAGGUGCUGGCCCUUGCACUGAGGGCCUUCUUGGAGCUCAUGGAGCACGGCAUGGUAUCCUGGGAGACAAUUGGCAUCCCCUUUGUUAGGAAGGUGGUGUAUUAUGUGAACAUGAACCUGAUGGAUGCAUCUGUGCAGCCCCUGGCCCUCAGGCUGCUGGAGAGUGUGACCUUGAGCAGCCCUGCCUUGGGUCAGAUGGUUAAGAGUGAGGUGCCACUGGAUAGACUGCUGGUGCACUUACAAGUGAUGAACCAGCAGCUGCAAACCAAGGCCAUGGCCCUGCUGACAGCCUUGCUGCAGGGGGCCAGCCUUGCUGAACGUAAGCACAUGCUUGACUACCUGUGGCAGAGAAAUCUUCGUCAAUUCAUCUAUAAGAACAUCAUCCAUAGUGCAGCACCACUGGGCGACGAGAUGGCUCAUCACCUGUAUGUACUACAGGCCCUUACACUGGGGCUGCUGGAGCCACGCAUGCGAAUAGCGCUGGACCCCUACAGCCAGGAACAGCGGGAACAGCUGCAGGCCUUGCGCCAGGCUGCCUUUGAGCCAGAGGGGGAGUCCCUGGGUAGUGGACUGAGUGCAGACCGUCGCCGUUCCCUCUGUGCCCGCGAGUUCCGCAAACUUGGCUUCUCUAACAGCAACCCUGCACAGGACCUAGAGCGCGUGCCUCCCGGCCUUCUGGCCCUGGACAACAUGCUCUACUUCUCCAGACACUCACCCAGUGCCUAUAGCCGGUUUGUGCUGGAGAACAGCAGCCGCGAAGACAAGCAUGAGUGCCCCUUUGCCCAGAGCAGCAUCCAGCUGACUGUGCUGCUGUGUGAGCUGCUACACAUAGGAGAACCCUGCUCCGAAACGGCCCAGGACUUUUCACCCAUGUUCUUCGGCCAAGACCAGAGCUUCCAUGAGCUCUUCUGUGUGAGCAUCCAACUGCUGAAUAAGACCUGGAAAGAGAUGCGGGCCACACAGGAGGAUUUUGACAAGGUCAUGCAAGUGGUGCGGGAGCAGCUCGCCCGCACGCUUGCCCUGAAGCCCAGCUCCCUGGAGCUCUUCCGAACCAAGGUGAAUGCGCUCACCUACGGGGAAGUGCUACGGCUGAGGCAGACUGAGCGGCUCCAUCAGGAGGGCACGCUGGCCGCCCCCAUACUGGAACUACGGGAGAAGCUGAAGCCAGAGCUCAUGGGCCUAAUCCGCCAGCAGCGUUUGCUCCGCCUCUGCGAGGGGACAGUUUUCCGCAAGAUCAGCAGCCGGCGGCGCCAGGACAAGCUGUGGUUCUGCUGCCUGUCCCCCAACCACAAGGUUCUGCUGUAUGGGGAUGUGGAGGAGGUUGCUGGCCCGCCCAUCCCCGAGAGCCUGCCUGAGCAGCUCCCUGUGGCAGACAUCAGGGCACUACUGACAGGCAAGGACUGCCCCCACGUCCGGGAGAAGGGCUCGGGGAAGCAGAACAAGGACCUCUAUGAGUUAGCUUUCUCACUCAGCUAUGACCGUGGGGAGGAGGAGGCAUCCCUCAAUUUCAUUGCCCCAUCCAAACGCGAGCCCAAGGGCAAAGUGGGCACAAGAGGGAAGAAGCAGAUAUUUGAAGAGAACAGAGAGACCCUGAAGUUCUACCUACGGAUCAUACUGGGGGCCAAUGCCAUUUACUGUCUUGUGACCUUGAUCUUCUUCUAUUCAUCUGCCUCGUUUUGGGCCUGGAUGGCUCUGGGUUUUAGUUUGGCAGUAUAUGGGGCCAGCUACCACUCUAUGAGCUCGAUGGCACGGGCAGCCUUCUCUGAGGAUGGGGCCCUGAUAGAUGGUGGAAUGGACCUCAACAUGGAGCAGGGCAUGGCAGAGCACCUUAAGGAUGUGAUCCUACUGACAGCCAUCGUGCAGGUGCUCAGCUGCUUCUCCCUCUAUAUCUGGUCCUUCUGGCUUCUGGCUCCAGGUCGCGCCCUUUACCUCCUGUGGGUGAAUGUGCUGGGCCCUUGGUUCACAGCAGACAGUGGUGCCCCAGUGCCAGAGCACAAUGAGAAACGGCAGCGCCGACAGGAGCGGCGGCAGAUGAAGCGGUUAUAGCCACUGACGUUGUGGCCACAGGCUUCUGGGCCCUGGGUGGCACGGUCAGGCUGCAUGUCCCUCAUACCAGGAGCAAUGAGGGCCAAGUCAAGGGGCCAAAAGCUGUCUAAGGUAUAGACUGUUGAAUAAAUGGCUUAUAAUGUA
Messenger RNA from Manis javanica (Malayan pangolin), 2827 nucleotides. The record is from RefSeq and is a predicted model, not a curated record. Lineage: Eukaryota; Metazoa; Chordata; Mammalia; Pholidota; Manidae.